AUGACCGACUCUCCGAUCAAGAAAAAGUUCUCUGGCUCAAGACUUAGAGCCCUUGCUAAAUUCGACUCGUAUUAUCAAUACUACAAGGAAGCAUUGAUUACAAAGUCAUGGCCAACGUUUCUUCAUUUCGCUCAGAAUACAACACUCUCAAUAAUGGCUAAGAUCAACGUUGGUCAUUUGGAAGUAUGGACAGAAGAACGUGUCUACGAAUUCGGUCCGCGAGACUCUCAAUUAAAAGCAAAAUUCAAAGUCUUAAGCGAAUCAUUUUGGGUGAGGUUAUUGUUCUUUGCAGAUUUGGGAUUCGCGGAAGCAUAUAUGCUCGGUGACGUAGUCUGUGAUGAUUUAGGAUCAUUAAUAAACGUUUUUGCAGCAAACCGUAAUCACGUCGAUGACAUGUCCACCAUUCCGUCAUAUCUUUUCAACACGAUCAACUAUUUCAUGAACACUCGAUUUGCAAACACAGUCACGAACGCAAUAAACAACAUAUCUGCACAUUAUGAUAUUUCAAAUGAUAUGUUUGCUGCGUUUUUAAGCACUGACAUGACGUACUCGUGUGCUUUAUUUGGCAGCAUGGAUGAACCGUUGGAGAAAGCGCAAAUGAGAAAGUUGAGAGAAGUGAUCAAGAAGGCAAAGAUUGGAAGUGAGGAUCACGUGUUGGAGAUUGGAAGCGGGUGGGGAAGUUUCGCUAUCGAGGCAGUAAAAUCCACGGGAUGUAAGGUGACAACUCUAACCUUGUCGGUCGAGCAGAAACGCCUUGCCGAAGAACGUAUAUUUGCUGCAGGUCUAUCCGACCGCAUCGUCGUGCUUCUCUGCGACUAUCGAAAUCUCCCAGCUGCACAUCAAUUCGACAAGAUUGUCAGUAUCGAAAUGAUCGAAGCAGUAGGACCGGAAUAUCUGGCGACCUAUUUUGAAUGCUGCGACAAACUCUUAAAAGAGCAGGAUGGAAUUGCAGUGUUUCAGGUUAUUACUAUGCCCGAGACAAGAUAUGAUAGAUAUUGUAAAGAAGUCGAUUUCAUAAGGAAAUAUAUUUUUCCUGGCGGCCAUUGUCCAACCGUAACAUCUUUAGUCCAAGCAAUUCACAAAGGUUCUCGUGGCCGAUUAAUCGUCGAGUCAAUUGACAACAUUGGUCCACAUUAUGCGCGUACUCUGCGCCUUUGGCGUGAACAAUUUCUUUCUGUAUUCGAUGAGAGCAUUGGACCUACUUUAGUUAAAGAACACCCAGAAAUGAAACAGAGGGAUGUUGAUAUCUUUAAACGCAAAUGGGAGUUUUACUUUGCGUAUUGUGAGGGUGGCUUUGUGAACAGGAUUCUAGGAAAUGUGCAUGUUGUGCUAACGAGAGAGGGAAAUAAGGCUUUCCUUGAAGGAGUGCCUUUGUAA
This is a messenger RNA of Paraglomus brasilianum, 1377 nucleotides long. The record is from the annotation of a GenBank genome assembly. Lineage: Eukaryota; Fungi; Glomeromycota; Glomeromycetes; Paraglomerales; Paraglomeraceae.